Molecule: messenger RNA, 1319 nt
Organism: Manis javanica (Malayan pangolin)
Lineage: Eukaryota; Metazoa; Chordata; Mammalia; Pholidota; Manidae
Gene: RTF2
Product: replication termination factor 2
Biological process (GO): mitotic DNA replication termination
Cellular component (GO): nucleus
Source: RefSeq, a predicted model, not a curated record
GCGUCACUGCGGCGCGCCGGAAAUGGCUGCCGCAGUCGCCAGUGCCCCCGGAAGUGGUCGCUGCGGGAGAUUGUUGUUGACUCUCUUGGCUGGCGAUGGGUUGCGACGGGGGCACUAUCCCCAAGAGGCACGAACUGGUGAAGGGGCCGAAGAAAGUUGAGAAGGCUGACAAAGAUGCUGAAUUGGUGGCCCAGUGGAACUAUUGUACUCUAAGUCAAGAAAUAUUAAGGCGACCAAUAGUGGCCUGUGAACUUGGCAGACUUUAUAACAAAGAUGCUGUCAUUGAGUUUCUCCUGGACAAAUCUUCCGAAAAGGCUCUUGGGAAGGCAGCAUCUCACAUUAAAAGCAUUAAGAAUGUGACAGAACUAAGGCUUUCUGAUAAUCCUGCCUGGGAAGGGGAUAAAGGAAACACAAAAGGAGACAAGCAUGAUGACCUCCAGCGGGCACGUUUCAUCUGCCCAGUCGUGGGCUUGGAGAUGAAUGGCCGACACAGGUUUUGCUUCCUGAGGUGCUGUGGUUGCGUGUUUUCUGAACGAGCCUUGAAGGAGAUAAAAGCAGAAGUUUGUCACACGUGUGGGGCCGCCUUCCGGGAGGACGACGUCACUGUGCUCAACGGCUCCAAGGAGGAUGUGGAAAUGCUGAGGAAAAGGAUGGAGGACAGAAGGCUGAGGGCAAAGCCGGGGAAGUUUUACAUCAGUGUGAUUUCAGAAUGGUUCGUUUCAGUGCUUAAAUUUUUGCUGACCAACAUAAAUAUCAUGAGUGACAGAAUUCUGGUGCCUACAAAUCUAACAAAGAAGGCAAAGAAGGCCAAGGCGGCAGAAUCUGCCUCGAAACCAGAUGCCAGUGAAGAAUCCCCUGGACCAUCAAAAAUGAAGACAGGGAAGCCUGAAGAAACCCUUGAUUCUGGAGAGAAGAAAAGCAGCUCAGCUCCAAAAAGCGCAGCAUCAAGUGGGGGCUCGUCUGGGAAAGCUGGGGAGCCCCCGUGUGGGGCCUCAAAGAGGUCCAUCGCCGACAGCGAAGAAUCUGAGGCCUACAAGUCCCUUUUCACAACCCACAGCUCCGCCAAGCGCUCCAAGGAGGAGUCGGCCCACUGGGUCACCCACACAUCCUACUGCUUCUGACGCCCAGGCAGGCUUGGCUUCUGUUUGGGCAGGGGGCGUGGGCGUGGGCGCGGGCUGUCCUGUGCGUCCUCUGCGUCUCCGCUGGCUCCGUGUUACAGUUGUCUCCCAAACCUGGGAGCCUGUGCAGUAUGUGUAUUCCCGGAGAGGGUGUGGGUGGUUUGUAUGGUUAAAUAUACAUAAACAUUUCCAAAUUCUGUU